This is a messenger RNA of Owenia fusiformis, 3628 nucleotides long. NCBI's taxonomy places the organism in Eukaryota, Metazoa, Annelida, Polychaeta, Sabellida, Oweniidae. The record is from the annotation of a GenBank genome assembly.
AAGCACUUGUCUGUUUGUACAUCCGGUUUAUUUAAAAAUUAACAAAAUUUGUAGUUUUUUCUUCUUUAUAGUAGAAUUAGACUCAACGAAGGAGACCAAAAAGUAAGAUGACCUUCCAAUACCCUCAGGCACGGCGUGAUGAAACGGUUGUUGAAGAUUACCAUGGAACAAAGGUACAAGACCCAUACCGCUGGCUGGAGGAUCCUGAUUCUGAAGAGACAAAGAAAUUUGUUGAUGAUCAAAAUGAUGUUACCGUGCCAUUUAUUAAGCAAUGUUCAUUGAGUGGUAAAUUAAAUGAGAGUAUCAAGGCAUUAUGGGACUAUCCGAAAUACUCAUGUACAUCUAAACAUGGCGAUCGCUAUUUCUACUACCACAAUUCAGGUCUACAGAACCAAAGCGUGCUCUAUGUGCAAGACUCCCUUGAUGGUGAGCCUCGGGAGUUCCUUGAUCCCAACAAGCUCAGCGAGGAUGGAACAAUCUCACUCAGUGGUACAGCUUUCUCAGAGAAUGGCGAUUACUUUGCAUAUGGUUUAAGUGAGAGUGGAUCAGAUUGGGUUACUAUAAAGUUCAAGGAAGUUGCCUCUGGCAAGGAUCUCCCAGAUGUACUCAAGAGAGUAAAGUUCUCCAGCAUGGCCUGGACGCAUGACCAUAAGGGCAUUUUCUACAAUUGUUACCCAGAGACUGUACAGGAAGGCAAAAGUGAUGGAACGGAGACAACCACAAAUGUGAACCAGAAACUGUUCUAUCAUCGUCUUGGAGAGGACCAAUCAAAAGAUACUUUAUGUGGGGAGUUUCUAGAUCACCCUAAAUGGAUGAUCGGUGUAGAAGUGAGUGACUGUGGCCAGUAUCUGGUGUGCGGUGUAAGGGAGGGUUGCGAUCCAGUCAACAGGCUCUUCUUCUGUGACCUACAUUCCCUAAAAGAUGGCAUCUCAGGGCUCUUACCAUGGGUCAAGGUCGUAGAUAAUUUUGAUGCUGAAUAUGAAUAUAUUACCAAUGAGGGAACAGUGUUUACAUUUAAGACCAAUCUCAACUCACCAAACUACAAGCUCAUUAACAUUGACUUCAGCAAUUACAACAUGGAAUUUUGGAAGGAUCUUGUGGCAGAAGAUAAAGAUGACGUCCUUGAGUGGGCCGGUUGUGUUCACCAAUCAAAAUUGAUCCUCUGCUAUCUGCAUGAUGUCAAGAAUGUCCUCUAUAUGCACAGCUUACAGUCAGGUGAGAGGCUCACUACAUUCCCAUUAGAUGUUGGCAGCAUCGUGGGCUUCUCAGGCAAGAAGAAAAACUCAAUGAUGUUCUACCAGUUUACCUCGUUCCUUACCCCUGGUGUAAUCUAUAUGUGUGAUCUUACUCAGGAAACAUUACAACCCAAAGUGUUCAGAGAGACUCAACUGAAGGACUUUGACUCCAGUCAGUUCCAAACAGACCAGGUCUUCUACCCUAGCAAAGAUGGGACAAAAAUUCCUAUGUUUAUUGUCCAUAAAAAGGGCAUAGAUCUCACUGGUGACCACCCAGUACUGCUGUAUGGCUAUGGAGGUUUCAACAUAUCUAUCACCCCAAGUUUUAGUGUGAGUCGUAUUGUUUUUAUGCGCCACCUGGGUGGAAUCCUGGCUGUCCCCAAUAUAAGGGGAGGAGGAGAGUAUGGACAGAAGUGGCAUGAUGGUGGACGUCUGGCUCGCAAACAGAAUGUAUUUGAUGACUUUCAGACUGCUGCAGAGUACCUGAUCAAAAACAAAUACACAUGUCCAAAAAGGAUAACCAUCAAUGGUGGGUCUAAUGGAGGCCUAUUGGUUGGAGCGUGUGCUAACCAGAGACCAGACCUGUUUGGAUGUGCCAUAGCUCAAGUUGGAGUAAUGGAUAUGUUGAGAUUCCACAAGUUCACAAUAGGGCAUGCUUGGACUACAGACUUUGGGUGCGCAAACAAAAACAAAGAGGAAUUUGAUUGGCUGUAUAAAUACUCUCCACUCCACACAAUAUCAGUCCCAAGUGAUGACACGCAGUACCCUGCCACCUUACUUCUCACUGGUGACCACGAUGACAGAGUCGUACCUCUGCACUCUCUCAAGUUCAUGGCAGAGCUACAGCACAAGUUCAAGGGAUGUACCAAGCAAACUUCUCCAUUGAUGAUACGUGUAGACACCAAGUCAGGACAUGGUGCUGGAAAACCAACAGCUAAAAGAAUUGAGGAGAUCUGUGAUAUCUACAGCUUUAUGGUCCUUAAUAUGAAUCUACAAUGGAAGGAUUAGUAGAAUAGGAAUUGAAUGCUUCUAUACGCACAUCACACAUGACCAUAGAGGGAACCUAUAUCUAAAACAAUACAUACCAGACACUGAAGACACAGACACUUCCAGACAAUGUAUGAGAUAUUGUGAUACAAGUACCAUAGAAUGCCAUGCAGCAGAUAGAAGUAAUUUUUGCAUAAAAAUGACAGGGCUAUCAAUCUACUUGUGACAUCUUUUAAAAAGAGAAUCAUCUAGACUUCAUAUCUAUGUGAAAACAAGACACACAGGGAUAAAUUAAAAUGAAUAUUUAAAAUGGCCGCCAAGUGAUUUACCCAGCAUUCCCAAAACCUAAAGUGUCAUUGGCACUCAUCUGCUCUUGCAUCUGGAAAUUCAUAAUCAAUCUCAAAGGGAAAAAUAGGAAAUAGAAUAUUUUAAUGUGUUUCUAUUUAUAUAUCUAUUUAUUCAGAUUUACAGUUAUUCAUGAUUCAGAUCACUUUGAGGGCAGUGAGCCAUCGACAUGCGAUAUUGUCAUAUCAGUGUAUUCCUUCAGCCAAAUGGUGUUAUUUGAUCAAAAAUUUGUGCCAUACAGUAUAAUAUAUUGUAUGUGGAAAGGUCGGCAUUAUAUGUGCUCACUAAACCUUUUGGAAUUCGCCACUAGAUUAAUGCCCAAUUAGUUAGUUUAUCCAUUGGUGUUAAGAAAUUAAGUUGUCAUAUUUAUGAAGGUAUGAAAUACCUUAAUAUAUCAAGAUGGCCAGUUAGAGGUAUUGGUUCAUCUAUAAACUUGCAAAAAUGAGACACUGAAUGAAUAUGAUGACUCUUAAAACAUUUCACAAAUAACUGAGCAGGAUUUCAGAUAUCAGCAGAAAAAUGAAUACAAAUGUAUUUGCAUGAAAUAUAGUUCUCUUAUUUUUGGUCAUAUUAAAUUAACAUUUGUAUAUUUUACUGUAGUUUGAAUAACUAUUUUGUCUCUUGAUGUAACAAUGCCACACAUGAAAUGAAUGUUGCCAAAAUCUACAAUGAAUGAAUGAACAAUAAAACACUAUUACAUUAAAAUCAUAAUAUUUUCUUGGUUUAUUUUUAGUAAUUGAACAAUAAAUAUGUCUACAAAUCAUAAUUUGAUAGUUAGUUUAUACAACAGUACAUUGUAGCCUGAUACUUCAGGUUUAGGAAUUUGUGGGGGCGAAUUCAAUUUUCUUAUCUCAGUUUUCUACUUUUUACUGCUCGCGCCCCAACACUGAUGCGAUAUGUCAAAACUCUGACAGUCAUUCAUCAGAAUUGGGGAAUCCUGUCUAAUCACAGGAAGAAAAAUCAAAAAUGAUUUUUCAAAUGAUUGUCAGAAACUGCCACUACAUGUAUGCUGUAUUAUGUCUCCCACCUAUAUUAGUACCCGUAAUUUUGUUACAUUUAUU